Austrofundulus limnaeus is the source of this 2477-nucleotide messenger RNA. It is a transcript of the gene apool, whose product is annotated as apolipoprotein O-like. The record is from RefSeq and is a predicted model, not a curated record. Gene Ontology annotation, biological process: cristae formation. Gene Ontology annotation, cellular component: MICOS complex. NCBI's taxonomy places the organism in Eukaryota, Metazoa, Chordata, Actinopteri, Cyprinodontiformes, Rivulidae.
GUGGUGAUGGUGGCCGUCCCAGCGGUGCUGGGAAUAGCCUCCAUCCGGGUGUACACUGGGAGCGAAGCACCUCCUGGUGGGCUGGUGUCUCGAGAUGGGCUAAACAUCUACACCCCGUCACCAGAGUCUGCUCCGGCUCAGUUUGUUCCCGAGAGUCCGGGAGCCGUCGAGAGAGGCUUAACUACAGCCAGAGAGGGGAUCGCACCGUUAGUCCAGACUGUCAAGGGUGCCUGUGUCUCUGUAAAAAGGGGAAGUGUUAAUCUUUACCAUUCAGGAGAGGAUGCAUAUUAUUAUUUAACAGACCCGCCCCCAGAUUUUCUACCCAGAUUUGGAACCAUCACCAUGGCUGGCCUGCUGGGCAUGUUCUUGGCACGAAGAGGCUCUCUGUUCAAGAGGUUUGUUGUUCCUCUGGGUCUGAUGAGUGUCGGAGCGUCGGUGUGUUACCCAGUUCAAGCUGUGGCUGUGCUUAAGGUGACAGGAAAGAGCAUGUAUGCUGUAGGACAGUGGAGCCGUGCUGCAGCAACGUCUCUGCUCUCCACCAAGGAGUCUGCUGCUAAACACACACAGUCAGCUACAGAUCAGAGUCCAGCCUCUUCGGCUCAGAGCCAAGUGGAGAUCCAGUUGGAACCAGCCGAGUCGGUUCCCGAUGAGCCGGUCGUCUCUGUUACAGCAGAGGAAGAGUCGUCAGGAUCACGAACAGAAACAUCUCCCAUCCAGUUCCUGACAGAGUCUGGCUCCGGUUCUUUGACCCAGUGGUUCCCGGUCCAAGCAGAGACCCCUUCUUUACCUGAGGAGGGGGUUACUGUUGGAAAUGAUGAGGGUUCAGAUAGAAAACAAGCAGCAGACGAUGUUUCAGACACGAGACCAGCUGACCCAACGUCAGAUGUAGAAGUGGAGACGGUUCCAGAAGCAGUUGUUGAAGCAGCUGAUUGUGACCCUGCUGCUGAACCUGAGUUAGUUCCUGWUGUGGAGGCCACACCAACUCCUCCUCCUCCUCCUCAACAGCCCUCUACAGAAAACAUCAAAGAGGGCUCUGGUUUCAAGGCGGACCCCGCUCUCAUGGACUUUGGCCAGUCCAGUCCCGAGGAUGAAGACCUGUACAGCACUCGCAGCUAAGCCACGGCCGCCAGUCGCAGGAGAAAACCUCAUUCCCCACCCUGCCACCUCAAAUCUCAUCACUCGGAGAAACACUGCAGCAUUAUGCAAACAAGCAGCCUCAGAAAUGCUUUAAUCAAUGUUUCCUUUCUCAUUCCGUCUGCCCACAUCGCUUACAUUUCCACAGAAAACAUCCACGUACAUUUGCAUUGUAACCGCAGUACAAUGAACUCCAGUACGCAUAAAUGGAUCUGUUUGUAUAAAAAUUAAAACCUGGGAAAAAGAGACGAAAAAAAAAAAAACCACCCACAGAUAAGUUUCAAUUAGAAAUGGCAGAUUGUGGAAAAAGUUUCUGUUUGUGUGAAAUGAUGAGUUUCUGUGCUUGAAUGUUCUGCAGCACAGAUUGGUCUGUUCUGUUAUUUAUUGUAAUCUAGCCCAGUUUGUAGGAAAACUACAGUAAAGUUUCCACCACCUGAAAUGUUUUAUGCUUUUUUUUGCUGCCAUGAAUCAGUCAUGGUGAAUAUAAACUGACCUUUAAAAUAAAAAAAAAUCUUCAAUGUCAAAGUAAAAUCUAAUUUCUAGAGUACAUAAUAAAUAAAUAUUCACCAUCUUUAAAGUGACUCGUUAUUCGACUCUUAAGAAAGGUGACUGAAAUGUACAAGACAGCCAUUGGAUACAAAAGGAUUUCUAAGGCUGUAUUCAUCCCCAGGAGUUCUUUUGAGUCCAUCUUCAAGAAACUGAAGGAAUGUGGGGCGUGUAAAUCUACCAAGAGCAAGCUGUUAAACUGAGUGCCUGCAACCUGUCAGCUCUGUGACGGAGUUAAAAGCUGCAGCAGGUGAGAUGGGAGAAACUGUUACACAGACUAGAAAAAUGUUUAGUCUCUAGUCCAGAUUUACCACAAGUUUUCUUCAACUCUCUUUUUGAUCCUCGGCCAUAAACACUAGUCACUUACACCUUUUAUUUCACGAUGGCUUCAACAAUACUUCAGGGGAUGUUUAGAGCCUUGGAAAUCCSUUUGURWMCCACCACUGACGUGUACAUUUCCAUAAUCUUUUCUCUGAGUUGAAUCAGAACAGUCACAUUAAAAGGGGGUAAKAUUUAUGCAAUUACUUAUUUUGCAUAAUUUACAGCUUUUAUGCAGACAUUUUAUUUCACUCUGGUGUUGAAUGUCUUUUUUUAUGUUUUUUUUGAAAGACAGUUUAUAUUGAGCAUGGCUGAUCCAUGACAGUAAAAGCAGAAAAGAGCCAUGAGGUUGAAUACUUUUUACAGGCACUGUGCUGCACAUGUGUUGAUGACUAUAAGAUGGACUUGUGACACUUCAUAUUGUUCUAUCAGUGUCUUCAUGUUAAGGAACUCAAAUUAAAGAUAUAUUUUUUCUUGAA